Molecule: messenger RNA, 7545 nt
Organism: Vidua chalybeata
Lineage: Eukaryota; Metazoa; Chordata; Aves; Passeriformes; Viduidae
Gene: TOPAZ1
Product: testis and ovary specific TOPAZ 1
Exons: 20
Coding region: 1-6006 (2001 amino acids)
Biological process (GO): spermatocyte division; spermatid development
Molecular function (GO): protein binding
Source: RefSeq, a predicted model, not a curated record
AUGCCGCAGCUGAGGUCAGGGAAAGUGGUGAGAGCCAGCGAGGUAAAGCCGGUUGACCUGGAGCUCAGCAGCCCCGGCUCUUCCCGAGCAGGGUGUGAGCCAGAGGGAAAGCUGGUAGUCAAGCGGAGUUGUCACCUGGCACCAAAGAGAAAGCUUGAGCAGCCCGUACCUUCCUUUACACAACCUGCCAGGCUCUCUCGCGCUUCCUUUAAGUGUUUUGCUCUGCCUGUGCCCAUGCAGAAGGAGCAAGUUGAGAACAGACAGAAUUUCCCAGAUAAAAAAAACAAGGGAAUCCAGCACAGGAAGUCUCCCAGAAGAAGCAAGGCUGUAGCUUCACUAGUUUCAGACACAGCUGAGUGUGAAGAUUGGCAAGCAGCAGCCACGGCUGCACCAAUGUGCUGGGAAGAGACUCUAAGAGGGACAGGUCAAAGUCAACAGCUGUUUUUCUCAGGACCUCCUUUGCAGAAAAAGUUCUCAGCAGAGAUUGAAAGGAAUGAACAUUGCUCAGAAGACCUGAACUUCUCUGGUUUCCACAAGGGUUCAGGGAGCUCAGGAACAGAAGGCAACCAUUCCUGUAUGGAAAUAAAAUUACAAGUCCCAUCCUUGAAGAGGGAAAUUGAGAGCACAGAGAGACAUGGAAUAUCCUGUUUUCCAGAACCAGAAGUUCUUCAAAAGGUCACAUGGAGUAAUGAAGUGAAAUGUACUGACUGCACAAUGAUGCAGAGUAUGCAAAUCCCAGAUUUUAGGAAGAAUUUGUGUGCUCAGGAAGCUGUCCCUAAUCCAAAACCUCUGGAAGAGGUUGAUACACUAGAGAAGUUGAAUGAGUGUCCAUUAGUUGGAUCAAGAACACUAGGGACACAGGAAAAAGAAAGGAAAUGCUUGGGCAAGAAAGGCAGAAGCUCAGUGGGGAAACCAAAAGUACAUGGUUCCAAGGAGAGGGGUAGUUCUGCCUUGCUAAAACAGCAUACACAGUGUCCAGAGUCCAGGAAAGGAGCUCUGACUGUGAGGAACAGAAAUGCCUUGCUGCCACAGCAGCUGCAGGAUCUGAGUGGACAAGAAAAACCAACAACCAGAAGAAAGACUCAGAAGCGUUGCAUGAAAGAAGAGCAGCAGAGCUCAAGCCCUCAGAAACGACCAGACAGCCCAGGGGAAAGUGAGGAACUGUUGAAAGCAAUUGAGCAAGACACUGGUACUUCACAGGCUGUAAAGAAGGUUAAGACAAAGCAAAACAGGGUAGAAGAGUCUAAGGAAAAGGAAUCUCACUAUUCUAGAUCUUCUACAGUUUCUACUUCAGGUGACACUGAAAGCAAGAGCUUUCUAUGCCAUGCUGUAAAAAAAGAGCCCAGUGUGCAGUGUAGAAAAAGGCAACACAGAUCUGGUCAAAUCAAGCACUUGCAAAGUUUAAGUGUGACUGCAGCUGAAGAAGUGAUGAAUACAUCUACAAAAUGUGAUGCUGAACGUUGCAGUAAUGCCCUAAACCGUUGUAGUGGCUUGCUCUGUGCAACUGAAAAUAAUCCAUUUGUGGUAUUAGAGGACUGUAGUUACAUCAAUACAUUAGUGAAGCAUUCAGCUAGUGGAACUACCAACAGUUAUAAAUUAAAUGGAUUCUUCCAUGCAGCCCAUGGUACUGGAGACCUGAAUGAUAGAAUUUGCAUCACUAGUAGAAUGCAAAAUGAGAGGUCACUCAUAAAAGGUGGUUUAUCACCUAAUAAAGAAAAGAAUGAAAAUGAAGAAGACCAUGUUUCAUGCUGCCUGAGUGAAAGCAGUAAGUGUUUAAGGGGAAAAAAGUGGAAUAUUGGUAGAAAGCCUAGAAAAAAGAAAUCUGCAGACAUGGCUAGUAAAUGCAAGAAGUGUGAGUUACAAACUGAAGCAGCAGUUGCCAUGUCAAGCUCAUGUUCAGUUUCAGGACUAAAUCAUACAGAUACAGAAAAAAAACCUCAGGAAGUACAAACUGUAUCAGCCUGGAGAAAGAAUAGUACCAAACUACUUGAAUUUGAAACUGGCUUUAAGAAGACAUCUGAGCUCUCUGCAGUAGUAAAAGUGGAAAAUUCAAGCAGUGUGGCACAUUAUGCAGCUGCCUCAGAUAGCCUUCGAGUGUUAGCUCAGAUCCAUGAUGUUUCUGAUCAUCACAAAAGCAAGACAGGAGGAAAUUUGAACAAAGUUUUUAAGAAAUUGCAGCAGUUUACCUGUCAAAGAACAAUGCCCAUGACUGGUAAAAAAGUUUGGCCUGUUGAAUCUUGUGCCAGGACUUCUGAAUGGUUUCUUAAAAAUCAUAGGCCCAUCUCAGAAGGAGAAAGACUUUUAAAGGCUGCUUUUGAGGAUUCCUCUGAUAAAAGCAAUGUUAAAGCUGUGGAACAUAGUGCAGUGACUAGGAAUGUGAGACAGCUGGAUUUGCAUACAUCAUUGGCAGAAAUUACAAAAGAAAUUACACAUAAAAAGAUUGAUCCAAAUAUUUACUGUCAGGCUUCACUUGAAACGAUGGAAUCCUCUUCUGUGGAUAUUUAUGAGACUUUGACAGUGAACAAUGAAAAUGGGGAAUCACCAGUUAAUACAGAUAAGAGUGCCAUGGUUUUUAACCAUGAUGAUGUGCAAGAAGUUAAAGCAACCUUGAAUUUUACAGCAAAACAAAAAGAUGAAGGAGAUGUAACAGAAAGAAACAGGUCUGUGACAGUCCAGAAUGGUACAAUAAAACAAGAAGUUAAAGAUGAAGGAGCUGUGACAAAUAGAGAUAUGUCUGUGACAGUCCAGAAUGGCACAACAAAACAAAAGAAUAAAAAUGAAGGAGAGGUGACAAACAGAAACCUGCCCGCAACAGUCCAGAAUGUUAUAAAAAAACAAAAGGAUGAUAAUGAAAGAGAUGUGACAAAUAGAAACCUGUCUGUAACAGUGCAGAGUGGUACUUCUUCAAGUAACACAAACAGUAUAAACUUCAGCCCUAAAUUAUCAGUAGUGAACCAGACAUUUUCUGAUUUAAACCUAAUUAAACCAUUAACAUCUGGAAACCUGACAAAAUUCAAAAUUCCUUUAUGCAGAAACAAGCCUAAAUCCAAGAAACGGGAAUCUGUCCAUUCAUUUGAAAGCAAAACUUGUAGUCCACUAGAGCUUCUUGAAAGCACUAGUCCAGGAAGGCAGAAGACAGGUGAAGAGACUUUCUUGGUAAAAUCUGAGCAGCGUCCUCUUCUUGUCAUGAGUGAUGCUACAUCUCCAGCUUCCAUACAGAAAAAAGCAGAUGAGAUUGAUAGUAAGGACUUCCAGCACAAUGGCUCUGUAAACCUCUCUGAUGAGAUGUCUGUGCUUCCUGAAAAUUUUUCUGCAUAUCCGCAUCCUCCUCUUGAUGGACAGCCAGAGUCAUCUGUGCCUGAUUUCUAUGGUACUGAAUGUGUGCUGAAAUCUAGUUUUCCUGAUCAUUCUUGGAAUGCAGUUGACCACCUUACUGGAUUAGAAAUAAAUGGUGAUAGAAAAUCAAGAGGGAACUUUUCACAACACAAAAGUCAAAAUUUACCAGAUAUCCUUGAAGCUUACAACCAAGAUGUUCUUGUCAUAGAUGUGAUUCAGGAUGACCCUGACCUUUUUGGAGCCAGUAAUGAAGAGGAGCUUGCACCUGCACGCUGUGAAAAUUGUCCAGUGAAAGCAUCCUCUGCAAACUGCAUUAAAGACACAAAGAUGUAUAUUAAGCCUGAGUCUCCUGUUACCUCAGAAAAGACAUAUUCAGUAGAGAGUAGUUUUAGAUGCAUGCAAGAAUCUGGAAGUGACACUGAAAAUUCCUGUAAUUUGGUGUUAAAAGCUGAAGAUGUGAAGACCCACAACUCCUCCAGAGGAAGCAGUCUUUCAGGAGAUGUUAGUGAGGACUUUCUUAAAAAUAGACAACAGAGCAAACUAGAUGAACUUUUGACAAGUUUGGACGUGGAUGAAAAGUUCAAGCUUGCAGAUGGAGUGUCUGAUAUUGAAGAAGAAAAUAAGACUGAAGCUGGAAAAAGUGACUGUGACUACAAAGUGAACUGUGAAUUGCUAUCAGGAUUGCCAUUGAAUGACCGAAAAGUAAAUCUCUCCAGUGGAACUACAGAGAUGAAAUCCUGGACAAAUGGUUACAAAUCUUCAAAAAUAAGUACUUCACUGCCAUCAAAGAAUUGUGGAGAUUUUGAGCCAUGGAAGAUGGAGAAAAAUGCAAGUGCUUCUCAGUCAGUCCAGCAGAUCCUUGAUGCACUUAACUUGCCCCAUAAAUACUGCAGAUAUUACUUCAUGACUUCACGUGGGUGUGAAAGAAAAAAAUGUUGGUUCUGUCACGUUCCAGGACAAGGGGAUGAAAAGAUUUGCAUGGCAAUUCUUAGGACAUACAUUAGUAUCAAAGAAUCAGGCCUCCUGAAACGUGCAGUCCAGAUAUUUGUGAAGUAUUACAAAGAAGUUACUCCUGGUGUGGAUUUUGCUUCUGAAGUGCUGAAUGAUCUUCUUGUUUCAUUGCUCAACAACAGCUUGUUGCAGGAAGUAUUUCAGAUAUUGAAUACAAUUGUACAAAUCAAGACACUGCCAGCUGUAGAUGUUCUUCUGAAAGUUUUUGAGCAUAUGGCUUCUUUGAAUAUAAGAAAUGCUGUGCCUACAUUAAUCAGUACCUUCUGUAAGCUCAUUGAUGCUGGUAUGUUCCUUGAGUUAGAACAUUUGGACUACAUUAUUAAGUUACUUCGCCAAUUGCAAGUUUCCAGUUGGGAAAUGAGUACUGUUUUGAACAUAAAAUCCAGAUUUAAGGAAAGAUAUUUUGAAAAGACAUGGAUUUUUGACUUCAACUUGGCAGUGGCUGAAAUUCAGCAUUGCAAGGAAAAAAGGGAUUGGACCAAGCUGGGAGCUUUGUAUCUUAAUGCAAGAACUGGAUGUGAACAUUUUGAGGAUCUUCAGAAAUUGUUUUUAUCUAUUGCUGAAAUUCUAACCAAAGAUUCUGAGACAGACAGGCCAGGAGUCCCUUUUUGUGAUUUUGCUGAUACAGUAAUGAAAAAUUCACAGCAUAAUAAAGCAGACAGACUUUUCAUUGGAAGGACUGGGAUAAGCGUAAUGUAUUCGUAUCACAAAGUACUGCAGUGGAUAAAGGGAAGGAAGGUUUUGGAUAAACUGCAUAAGCUACAGAUACGUUUUACACUCUUGAAAGGACUUGUAGGUGCAGGGAGAUCAGCAUCCAGAUGUCAGAUUGUUAAUAAAGCCGCAGAAAUCUUUCUUUAUUCUGGAAAUUUGGAUGGAGCAACAAGGGUAUUGAGAGAGUCAGCGUGGAUCACUGAUGCACCAUUGUGGCCCUGUGAUAAAAUAGACAUCCUCAAUCGACAUAAUCUGUUAUGUGCAAUAGUGCACAAAUACUUGAGGAAGAGUUUGUACAGGCAGGCAUUUGAAGUUCUGCAGAACUUACCGGGUUUGCAGAAACAUUCUGAUAUUAUAGAUGCUUCUCAAUACAGCUGCCUUUUUAACGAGCUGAUAAAUGCCUGUUUUGAGAACAAGAACCUUGGGGUCUCAUCUUCUGCAGUAGACUUCAUGCUUUCCAAAAAAAUUGCUAUUGAUUUUGUUUUACUUAGAGGAUUAAUCACAGCUUUGGGAAGAAGUUCUUUAUGGUCCAAAGCUAGGACCUAUUACAAAAAUGCUUUAUCACUGGGUUGCUACCCAGAGCUGCAGGGAAAUUUAUAUCACAAACUCCUGAAGAUUCCCUUUUACCUGUCUGAAGUUGAGAUGCUGUUGGCCAUUGAAGUAUUUCUUGUUUCAAAUGCCAGUGAUAUUCAAAGUUCAAGGACUACUAGUCAGACUCUUCAAAUAAUACUGAAAAGAUCUGAAGAUACAGGUCAGAAUAACAGUGCCUAUCACGAGGCAGUGGAGAGGCUGAUCCAGGCGGCUCAUUUAUCUGAUCCAAAGUUUUUCCUUAAGCGUUUGACAAUGAAUGUUAAUAUGGAAGAAGUUUAUAGACUGGAGCAUUCAUCUGCUCUAAAAUGGCUUCAGGAGAAUAUGAAAUGGGCUGAGAAGGUCUGGCUGUUCCAGUAGUUACUAAAUAGUUUCCACUGUGUUCGGAGUGUGCCUUACUGAUUUACAGCAAGGUUUCAAACUCAAGUUGUGGUUUUAAAUACUGUAUUGAUGAUAAUGCAGAUAGUAGCACAGAAAGAGCAAUUUUUUCCCUAUCACACUGACUUAUAUAGAUGUUCACAAUGGCAUCACCAGAUAAUGAGGAAGCUGCAGCCUCAGAACCUACAUUCUCCAUUCUUACAAAGAAUUAGCACUUGGCUUGUUUCUCCCAGCAGAUAAUCAUAUAAGUGUAGUAUAAGCAUAGAUAAAAGUGUAGGUAAGUGCACUGGUUGAGUGCAUCUACUGUUCUUGAGUGAGACAUUUUCCACAUUCAUUCAUAGUCUGUAGAAGUAAUACCUAUUUCCUUUUGUCUGCCUCACAGUAACUUGUGAGAUCAUUGUCCCAACUAUUUGCACCUUAUAUCUUAAUUGCUUUGCUCCAAAAGCCCAAUAAAAAGCACUGAGAAUAAAAUAAGUUCAAAAUCACUUGAGACAUGCCUGAUUUAGGAUACCUUUCUUCACAGAACUGAGAGCCUACACAUUGCUCACAGCUGAAGGUUUAGUUUCUUGUAACUAAAGCAUAAUAAUGUGGUUUGGAAGACUUACCACAAUUUUAUUUCAAAAUAUUGAUAAUUUUGAGAGUUUCAAAAAGUGGGACAGAGGUGAGAAGCUGGAAGUAGGACCUUGACAGUUUUAUGGUGUUUUAUAAAGAGCAAUGGGGGAGGAAGGGGAGCAUUUUGGAGGAGUUGUUAAGUUGUUAAUAAAUGUUUUUUAGUAUUUCUAUAAAGCAUUCAAAAUAUCUGAGUCUGUAUUGUCAUUAAAUUAUUUAAUUAUAUUCAGAUUCCUGUAAUGAACCCUCUUAGAUAUGCAGCAAGAUAGGCAAGCAGCAAAGUAGAAGUAGAGAGUUUAAUAUCUUGUAACCACUACAAGAGCCUGGAGAAUGAUACACCGCAUGAGGAGGUUAAGAAAGUGUGAAAUCAGUCAGACUAUGCAGUUCUUCAUCACACCAGAGCACAAAAUGUAGCAAAUGCUCAUGAAUAAAUUGGGCUGAAACUCCCAGCAGCUGUGGAGAUGGCCAGCUUCCAGCUUUAACUGGAAGUGGAGGCUACAGCCAGGGUUACAGGCUGUGCUCAGUUCACUGAAGAAUUCACAUGGAUGUUAGUAAGAGUUUCACUUGAGGAGAAAUAAUAAAAUUAAAUACCUCUGCUGUAGUAGGAGAAGUUUAAUUACUAAAGUCUCAGUGUCAUACUCCUCAGCUUAGUAAACUUUAGCCACAGUAAAAGCAAUUAUUCACAUUUUUUGUCCUUUCACAUUCUCCAGAUGCAUCUUGCAUCUUUGUGGUUUUAUUGGAGAAGGGUUUUUUUGCAAAUCCAGCUUUAUGUUUUUGAGUCUACAUUGCUGCAUAACUUUUUUUUAUUUACUAGAAUGAUGUGUAGUAUCAGAAUGAUACUGACAUGAUUGUCUCAGAGUUCUGGACCAUUGCAUGUGAUAGGAUUGGAGAAACGGAUGCUAUUUUUUGACC